This is a messenger RNA of Ceutorhynchus assimilis (cabbage seed weevil), 2783 nucleotides long. NCBI's taxonomy places the organism in Eukaryota, Metazoa, Arthropoda, Insecta, Coleoptera, Curculionidae. The record is from the annotation of a GenBank genome assembly.
UGUUUCUUAUAUGCGUUGCUAAAAUUGAACGAAUUUUGAAGCAGUGCGAUAGUUAGAGAACAAACGACUUUUGGAUUUUCCUACGAAAUAUAUACGUGAUCUUUUAGUAGGUAGUGAUUUUACCAUAAUAGGUAAUUAAAAAUGUUAUUCUGAUUUGCGAGCAGUGUGGUGGUUGAUGUUUACUAUAGUUUUGCGGUGUCUGUCUUACGAUAAACUGAUCAAAGAGUGUCGAUAGUUCAAUACUAGAAAAUGAUAAUGUUAACUUCGGAUGAGGCCAAUAAUAAAAAGCAUGUUGUUGUAGACGUUAAAAGCAACACACUCAGAAGACGAAAGACUGGAGUGUACAAGAUGGACUCGUCUGAUAAGGACCAGGCUUUUCAGAAUAACAGUUUUCUGAGCACUCUUGCCAUAGGAAAAAGAAAAAUCUCGGAAGAACUAGUACCGCCCGGCAGUCACGGCAUCUUCCGGCCGAAACCGCAACACCAAGAUUACUCGUCGUCGACGCUAGGUGGCUACGCGCGCGCCGCCACAAAUUCCAUCGGCACCUCGAUCGGUAAUCUAGGCAACAUCCUCUCCAGGAAAAUGGCGGCGUCGACCUCGCAACCGUCAGUGCCCUGGCCAAAUUCCAAAGAUGAUUACGAACUCGGAAAAGUUAUCGGUGUUGGAGCCACAGCAGUAGUACAUGGAGCCUACUGCAAGCCGCGCAACGAAAAAUGUGCCAUCAAGAGGAUCAACCUGGAAAAAUGGAACACUUCCAUGGACGAAUUACUUAAGGAAAUUCAAGCCAUGUCCUCUUGUAACCACGAAAACGUCGUUACUUACUACACAAGUUUUGUGGUUAGGGAGGAACUGUGGCUGGUUUUAAAAUUGCUGGAAGGCGGCAGUCUUUUGGACAUAAUCAAGCAUAAAAUGAGAGCGUCGAAUUGCAAGCACGGCGUUUUUGAUGAGGCUACAAUUGCCACAGUUUUAAGGGAAGUUUUGAAGGGGUUGGAAUAUUUUCACAGCAAUGGACAGAUACAUCGGGAUAUUAAGGCUGGUAAUAUCUUAUUGGGCGAAGAUGGUACAGUUCAAAUAGCUGAUUUUGGGGUUUCUGCUUGGUUGGCAACUGGCCGAGAUCUUUCCAGAGAGAAAGUCAGGCACACUUUUGUUGGGACACCUUGUUGGAUGGCUCCAGAGGUUAUGGAACAGGAUCAUGGCUACGAUUUCAAAGCGGAUAUUUGGUCUUUCGGUAUAACUGCUAUCGAAAUGGCUACAGGUACCGCACCUUAUCACAAAUAUCCUCCUAUGAAAGUGCUUAUGUUGACGCUUCAAAAUGAUCCGCCUAAUCUUGAUACUGGUGCCGAGGAAAAGGAUCAGUACAAGGCAUAUGGUAAAACAUUCAGAAAAAUGAUCACCGAUUGUUUGCAAAAAGAAGCGGCAAAAAGACCGACCGCGGCCGAUCUUCUAAAACAUCCGUUCUUUAAAAAGGCCAAAGACAAAAAAUACCUUCAACAAACCCUGGUCGCUAUCGGUCCUAGUUUAGAGACCCGAGUACAAAAGGCAUCUAAAAGACAACCGGGAGCUUCGGGCCGUCUUCACCGAAAGGAAACUGGCGAAUGGGUGUGGUCCAGUGAAGAUGAAGAUGGUGGCGAUGGCAGUAGCGAAAGCGACACUGAUUCGAAACCAAUGAACACGUUGGUUUCUGCUGGAUCGUCAGGAUCGGAUCAUGAGAGUAGCGAGAGUGAUCCGCCUCCGGUUAAUUUAGUGUUAAGGAUGAGGAAUGCCAAACGUGAAUUGAAUGACAUCAGGUUUGAAUUUGCAGUUGGUAAAGAUUCCGCAGAAGGCAUAGCCAGUGAAUUGGUAGGAGCGGGUCUAGUAGAUGGAAAAGACAUAACCGCUAUAACCCAGAAUCUACAAAAGCUUAUUGAAAAAAGACAUUCACUAAAAGUGGUAACUUUUCAGUUGCAAUCGGGUGUGGCUAGUAAUGAAACGCCCGACGAUAAGGCCCUUAUAGGAUUCGCCCAGAUUUCCAUUACAGACUGAAACAGACUGGAUUUUAAUGCAGUUUUUCUAAUUUAUACAUACCAAUUUGUCUUCUGAAAUCUACUGAUCAUUUGAAUUGAUUUUUGUUUUAGUUCUAUGUAUUUUGAUUUAAUAACAUUUCGAUUUUAAUAAGGAAUUUUUGUAAAAAAAUGAUAUUUUUUGAACCAGUCAUAUUUGAAAACUCCAACCAUUUUUUUUACUAGGUAUUGUCAUUUUUAUUUUUGUCUCAUGAUCAAUAGAUUUCAUUUAAUUGUACUUAAAGUUCCAAAAAAAAACCUACUGUUGAAAUUUUUUAUUGUUAGAUUUUGCUUGUAUGUAUUGUAAGUUUAAUUCUUUACCUAUUCCCCCUUUUAGUCUUUAAUAGUGGUGCGUUCUUAUAAGGUUAGUACUUUUCCCAACAUUUAAAUUGAAAACAUAUCUUUGACUAUAAGGAAUUUGGAACAUUGUCGAGUGCUAACUUUAAAAACAAACCCACCAAGUAUGUUUGAAGUUUCAACUUUUUAAUUUUAAAUAAAUAAAGUUGUUUAAUGCCUAUUUUAGAAUAUUUUCGCUUGUUAAGGAAUUGAUAGUACUUUCUAGUGGGCCUAUUAAAGGUAACGCAGGCGUGCCAACAAUUAUUGCGUUUUGUAGUUAUCAACAUUUUAAUUAAUCUGGAUAAAUAAUUAUUGUAAUCUUAUUAUUUUGGGAAUGGCAAAACAAAAAAUAAAGUCUGUAAAUAUUAUUUAUUUAUUCCAAAAAUAAAUUUAGUUGCAAUAUUUUAA